AUGCUGCCUCCACCAGGAAAGGUCAAAGCCGCUAGUAUCUGGUCAUUCGACUCCGGGUAUGGAUCGAAUACCUUGGAAAAUGAGGAAAACUUUCAGACCAAUCAUCACGCAAGCUCGUCUACCUACCAAGUGUCUUCUUCACUCUCUAGCGUGGGCUAUGGUGGCCUCGCCAACUUCCAGUCUGAUGGGCGAUUACGACUGAGAGCACCGGGAUCUACAGUUGAGCCGGUGAUCACUAAGCUCAAUGUGUUUACAACACGGGCAGGCUUCAACACUGAGUUACUGGCCCCACCACAUGCCCAUAAGCGUGACGAGUGUAUCACGUGCCAACUUUGGAAUAUCACCAAUCCUGAUGAGGGAUUAAAAUGCAGUGAUUGCAGUGGUGAUACUUCAAUGGUACCUGAUGCUAUCAAUCACCAGGACAUACAAUCGAAGACCCAGAUCACCGUAUUGGAUACUACAAGCGUGUUACAACCAGAACACCUCUCGCAGAAACCAGCUGCCAGAAGGUGUUCAGCCUGCGAAAUUGCGGCACUGAUCGACCCCGAUCAUUUGUCUACAUGUUCUUCUUGCGAUCCGAUUGCAUAUCGAUCUUCGCCAGAGUCACCAAUCUGCAAUAGCAGGAUCAAACGUUCAGGAGCACGAAGACCACCCACCAAGCUUGAGUCGCAUGCCUUACGUUGUUUGAGAGAAUGGCUACAUGAAAAUCGAAAGAAUCCGUAUCCCGACGCAGAUACUAAACGUUCGCUCGCCCAGCGAUGCGGUAUAACCGAGAAACAGGUCAAUACAUGGUUUACGAACGCGAGGGCACGAGGAAAACUUCUCAAACACAAUGCAUCAGAUUCUGCAUCAGAAGACGAAGGCUCUUCCACCUCUAAACGCUCCAGCACAGCGCCAGCAGUCAAGAAAAAGAAUUCCUUGAGCCCGACGGCGCGGUUCAACCCCAAUUAUCCAGAUAUAUCCUGCUCGGCUAGUAGUAGCUACAGCCAGGAGAUCGAAGUUCCUCCUACUUCUCGAAGAGGCAAGAAGAAAGACUACGGUCAGCUUGGCGUCUUAUUUGCUACACCUCAUGCCUUGCACAUCCAAUCCGAACCGACAGUCUCAACCAUCUCCGCCAAGGGUAACGGUUCGGAGACAUGGCAAUGCACUUUCUGUUAUCAACGUAUCGCGCACAAGUCAUGGCGUCGUCACGAGGAAACUCAACACCGGCCGAAGCGGAAGUGGACAUGCUUACUUACUGGACCCAGCCUUCAUGUUGCAUCCCGCACGGCUAUUUCUACGUACUGCGUCUUCUGCAAAAUUCCAGAUCCUAGUGAAGAUCACUUACUACUUGCUCAUCGCAUAUCAGAAUGCGCAAACAAGAGCGAGCACGAGAGAACAUUCCUGCGACCUGAUCAUUUGCGACAACACGUCAACAACUUUCACAAAGCGCCCCUAGAUGGAGAAGUCAGAGAUCUUUGGAGGAGAGGGGAAACAGGAGAUGAAACGGCUGAAGACUGGAUCUGUGGCUUUUGCGGACAUGAGCUUAAGACAUGGGAAGCAAGAGAAAGGCAUAUCGCUAAGCACUUCAAAGAUGGUUCAACAAUGACAGAUUGGAAGGAACACACCAAUUUAGUUGCAGGAGCUGACCCAAGCAAAAAACGCCCGACUUCGAGUGAAGGGCGACCGAACGCAUUACCCAAGAUUGCCAGAAUGCACACUGAUCUCCCAGUACGGCAACAACACCAACACGAGUCGGAUCGUAUGAUCGUAGAUGGCCUUGACUCAAGCUUUGAAAUCGCGGAUACAGAUACAAUGUUAUCGCGUUCACCACUCGAUGGAACUUUUGGAAGCUUCAUUCCCCUGGUCUGGGAUCGUGAUUAUGUAGAUACAAGCGGCAAGGACUUGUGCGAUCGGGACAAUGCCUUAGACAGUGGUUGUGAAUCGGGACUUCCUGGGAUUGACAACGGGGAAUUUGGGCUUGAAAGUUUCGGUGCUGGCUGGCUGGAGGGCACCCUGGGUCUUUCCGAAUGUUGGCUCUGGUAG
Molecule: messenger RNA, 2025 nt
Organism: Pyrenophora tritici-repentis Pt-1C-BFP
Lineage: Eukaryota; Fungi; Ascomycota; Dothideomycetes; Pleosporales; Pleosporaceae
Product: Homeodomain-containing transcription factor
Biological process (GO): regulation of transcription by RNA polymerase II
Molecular function (GO): DNA-binding transcription factor activity, RNA polymerase II-specific; RNA polymerase II cis-regulatory region sequence-specific DNA binding
Source: RefSeq, a predicted model, not a curated record